Messenger RNA from Crotalus tigris (Tiger rattlesnake), 2902 nucleotides. RefSeq names its product acyl-coenzyme A thioesterase 1-like. NCBI's taxonomy places the organism in Eukaryota, Metazoa, Chordata, Lepidosauria, Squamata, Viperidae. Bases 28 to 1404 code for a protein of 458 amino acids. Gene Ontology annotation, biological process: fatty acid metabolic process; acyl-CoA metabolic process. The transcript is spliced from 3 exons. Gene Ontology annotation, molecular function: fatty acyl-CoA hydrolase activity. The record is from RefSeq and is a predicted model, not a curated record.
UAGUGCAAGAAGUUCCGGCAGCCCAUCAUGUGGCAAAGAGUCAUGGGCAAAGCGUGGGGCUUCCGCCUGGUAUUCUUGCGUGGGCCUGGUCACCCUUUGAAGAGGAUCAUUCCGAAAAGCUACGGCCGAAGAGGACUGGUAACGUUGUCAGUCACUCCCGCUGUAGGCUUGGCAGAUCGGCCCGCGAAAAUGACGAUCGAAGGGCUGGCGCCUUUGCAGGGAGUGACGCUCCGGACGCUAGUAGCGAACGGGCAGGGCAGCCUCUUCGACGCCUGCGCACAUUACCAAGCGGACCAGCAGGGAGGAAUAGACCUGUCCAAAGAUGUUUCUAGGGGAGGGGACUAUGUCGGACUUGAGCCCAUGGGGCUGUUUUGGAGCCUCUCCCCCGCUACCAUAGAGAAGCCUUACCAAAGGCUGGAGCCCGAGGACGUGGAGAGUCCCGUGAAAGUGCAGAUCACGGUACAUCAGGAAUAUAGUCAGCCUGGGGCCAUCCCCGGACAGGUGCUUGCUCAAACGAUCGUGGAAAGGUGGUUCACUCUUCCUGGCGUGAGAAGGAUUAGGUUGAAGGAAGGUGCGAUCAGAGGCAGCUUGUUCCUUCCGCCAGGGAACGGUCCAUUUCCAGGUGUGAUAGACAUGUUUGGUGAUGAAGGUGGGUUAAUCGAAUUCCGAUCCAGCCUUCUGGCAACCCAUGGCUUUGCAGCUCUUUCCUUGCCAUAUUUUAAUUUUGAGGAUCUCCCAAAAGUCAUGGAUGAUUUCCAUCUUGAAUAUUUUGAAGAGGCAGCCAGGUUUUUGUUGCGCCAUCCGAAGGUUAAAAAACCAGGAAUUGGUGUUAUUGGAACUGGGAAAGGAGGAGAACUGGCUUUGUCAAUGGUGACUUUCCUUCCAGAAGUGGUGGCUGCUGUCUGCAUUUCUGGCUGCAGCUCCAUCACUGCCACUGCCCUUCAUUAUGGAAAACAGACCCUGCCUGGACUUUGCUUUAAUAUGAGCAGGAUCAAAAUUUUGGACAAUGGAAUAUUUGAUAUUUACGAAGCUUUGGAUGACCCAAGGAAUCCAGCCAAUUCACAGUCCCGGAUUCCCAUUGAAAAGGCAGAAGGCCAUUUCCUUUUUGUGGUUGGAGAGGAUGAUCACAAUUGGAAGAGCUCCUUGUAUGCUGAAAUAGCUACUACAUGCCUACACCAGCAUAAGAAGGCCAAUUUUAAACUCUUGAGUUACCCUGGAACAGGCCAUCGAAUUAAUCCAUCUUUUUUUCCUGUUUGCCUGGUAGCUUUAGACCGUGUUCUAGGGGUGCCUAUUCUGAGCGGUGGAGAGAACAAAGCUCAUGCUUAUGCCCAGGAACAUUCUUGGGGGAAGAUUCUUGAGUUCCUGAAUUUGCACUUGAGAUCAGACGAGCAGACAGAUGGUUGAAUACUGAAACAAAUUGAGAAAAAAAGUUUCAAAGAAAACAAAGAAAUAGUCAGGGACUGAACAAGAAGGAUGGGCAAUGAUAACAUAUAAAAUAUAUGCUUUGGGUUAUAUUAUGAACAGUAUAGAUAACAAAAUUAAGGUUAGUACAGAUGGAAUGGCCAAAAGUAUAUUUUUAGAAAUAUAAUCUAGAGUACUGGAAUGAAGAAUGGCUUUGUUUAUAGUGUUACAAAUACCAGUUAACUCCUAAAGCACUGCAACAAAUUAUACAUUGCCAGCUGCGCCAAGUACAACUUCUGCCAUUUUGAAAUCACAUAUCCAAAAUAUAACUAUUUUCUGCCUUCUGGAAAUUUUAUGUUUUGUAAUAUAACUUCAGCACACAUAGCAAAUACUGUAUUAUUACUUGAAUAGAGAACACUUAAAUGAGAAUUGGGUAUUAUGAUUUACAAUGAUACAUAAAGUCACCUCCAAAGUGCAUUAGCCAAUUUAAUAUGAAAGAUGGCAACUUUUCUUUAGCUGCUACUCAAAUUAUACUGGCUUUUAUAACACAGAUACCUGUUUUUAUAACACUCCAAGAUAUAUUAUAGCUUAUGUGUGAAUCUAGCCAAAAUCAAUCUUGCCAAAACUGCCAAAAUCUUUAGUUGGAAUCAGAUUUUUUAAAACAAUGAAAUAAUAGAAAGCAUUGUACAGUUUCAAAUUUUACUAAGACUAGAAUUUGCAAUUUUAACUAAAAUGUACUUCCAAAAUAUAAGAACCAUCCCAUUAAAAUGUUUAGAGCAUGUCAGUUUUUAUAGUGUGUUCACUAUAGGAUGCUCUAUCACAAAUCACUAUAGUGACAAAAACUAUAUUGUAACUUCUGUGCAUAUUAUUGACAUUUAUAAUGGUUUUAAGACUAAAUUGUCAAACAUUUAAUGUUUAGUAUACAGUAUUACUAAAGCUAUAUUCCUUAAACUACAUUUUAUUGCAAUUUAUCAAACACUAUAUAUUAGUAAACUUCUCUUGUUUGUGUGUAACCGUUACCAGAACAAAACUGUAUAUUGUAGGGCAACAAUAUUUGAACAAACAUUUUGAACCUCAAGUGAGCUAACUUACAGAAUGCAUCCAAAAUCCAGAACCUAUGACUCCCGUGGAAAUGAAAUUUGACAAAUUCUGCAAAAUAUGACUUACUGCAAAAUACCAUAAAUCAUUUCAAGGGACCAAUUCCUUAUGUUUGUGCUAUACAGUUCAACAUGAGCUACCUUCAAGGCAGAUACAUCUCUGAAUUUCUCCCUGAAUUUUUCAGAUUUUUUUCGGGUAAAGGCAGUACAUUAGAAACUGUCAUUGUUGAAGGUACUGAGGAAUCUGAUAAGAAAAUAUCACUGAAACAAUAACCUGAUGGUUCACAGCUUGCCUAGUACUUUGUAAAAUUACACCUAAGUUCAAUAACUUAGUGCAUAAACAUACUUACUUUUCUACUGGGAAAAAAUACAUCUUCUAAAAUUAAACCAGCAAUUCUUCCAAA